This is a messenger RNA of Pocillopora damicornis (cauliflower coral), 1501 nucleotides long. RefSeq lists its product as uncharacterized. The record is from RefSeq and is a predicted model, not a curated record. Lineage: Eukaryota; Metazoa; Cnidaria; Anthozoa; Scleractinia; Pocilloporidae.
UGAUACGGAGUAAGAUGGAUUUAUAUUUCAUGUUUCUAUGGCUCAAUUUUGGGACAGUUUUUCUGCUAAUCCCUCCAAUUACUACGGCGAGCAACCAAAUGAAAACACCGCUGAUCUACAUCAACAACAUAUUCAUGGAGAACCUCAGCAUAGAAAAUCAUACAAUUCAGACUGAAAGCGUGCGGGACCCUUGGGAAUGUUUUCGUCACUGCGCUAAACACUGCGACUGCAUUGCGUUUCAAUUCAGUGAAAAGAUAUGUGAGCUUCUGGACACGGACAUUGAUGGAGCCAUCGGGAAGCGAGUGAAAAGACCAGGAACUCUUUUGUAUCGUGUACAGCAAAACGGCGUGAGGGAAAAUGGCAGAUGCCUGAAUGGCUGCUGUCAAUCGAAACCUUGCCUUAAUGGAGGCACAUGCGCAGAAAAUUGCGAUGACAUCAGGAAACAAUACAACUGCACAUGUCCACAGCAUUACCAGGGAAAGAGAUGUGAGAUAUUCCAUCCAAGAGUCAAUUCAUGCCUAUCUUAUUUAAAGCUGAAACCAGAGUCUAAGUCAGGCGUGUAUAAGCUUAAUGAUACGGCUCAGAGUUAUUGUGAUUUUGACUCGAAACCCGGAAAAGUCUGGACUCUCAUCGAGUCAUUCUCUUUAGGAAAUAAGGAUUUUUACAACCAAAAGCCUUUUUAUUACAACUUUCCGAGAAACGAGACAAGAUUCAACUGGAAUGAUUAUCGAGUAUCCUACCAAGCAAUGGUCAACAUCCGACACAACUCGACGCACUGGCGAGUGACGUGCAAUUUCCCGUCAGGCCUUAAUUUCACCGACUACGCACGCGCUACUCUCCAAGACACGGACAUCCUGACAUUUUUCAAUCAAGAUAGCUGUCAGAGGUACGAGUACAUCUCAGUUCGAGGAAGAAGUUGCACUUAUUGUUCGGGGAUGCUUGUGCAGCGAGAUACCCAACAUAUGCAUACUGAUUCGUACUGGAGUGGAAAAAACGGUUGCUCUUGGGAUCCAAGUACAGGUGCCCUGGAGCACGAAGAUAAUUUUGGAUUCUAUGACAUUAUCAAUCCUAAACACAAGUGCACCGAAAAUUCUUUUUCCACCACGCAAUGGUGGCUUGGUGCGGAGCUCUAAAUCUGAGCCCACACCACGCUGGGCGUAGGUUAUGUAGACGUGCGUGAGGAAGGGGAAACAACGUAGCGGUAAAACGUUGGCUGGGCAUGCGCUAUUGGAUCAAUUUUGGCCAGCCCUAUGGAAAUUUCUUCUCAAAAAAUUUUAAACGAAAACUUAUAAAACAACUAGUGUCACUUUUACCCCAAUCCUCCCCACCCACUAAAAAAAAGCAUGCAUUUUUGCACACAUUGACUCUGUAGUUUGUGUGUUUUUUUAACUUCUGUAAGACACUCUAGUUCUGAUAGCUUGCAAGCACGGUAUCUAGCCACCAAAUUGGAUUGACCAUUAACUCCUCACUUGAUGAGUUCUGAUGGUGACUUCUGCUCAUG